GCUGAUUGUGCAAUAUAUGUACAUAAAUUUAAUCUAAGUUGCUUUUUGCAUUUCACCGCUUAAAAUUAUAAAAAUAGCUUUACAUAAUGCCCCCCCAAUAGAAAGUGCAUAUUUAAUGAGGAAAUGCCAAUACAAGUUCUUAAAAAGAUUCCAAACCAGUGAAGUGCAAUGUUUAAAAUGUAUGGCUGAAUUUUCCACUGCUAAUGGAGGCAAACAUGAUGUGCUACGCCAUUUACAAACACGAAAACAUCGUAAUGCUGAUAUUGCAGCUUCAACCAGCAAAAGUGUACUGAACUUUGUGCGGACUCGUACAAUGGAUGCUCAAGGAAAAAAACAAGUAUAAAUGAAGGGACCUGGGCAUUCCAUACUGUGAAACAUAAUUUUUCUUUUCGAUCAAAUGACUGCACAUCGAAACUAAUAAAAAGGUGCUUCGAUGAAAAUUAUUCAUCAGGUCGCACAAAGUAUGAAGCUAUUAUCUGUAAUGUAUUAGCACCAAAUGCAAUGCAACUAGUCGUAGCAGAUUUGAAUGCUGUUAGUUUUGUUACUGUUUUUUCUGAUUGCUCGAAUCAUGGUAGUAUCAAAGUAUGCCCAGUACUAGUUAGAUAUUUUUUACCGAAAAAAGGUGUGCAAUUAAAAAUAUUAGAAGUAAGUAACCUGCGCGGUGAAUCAUCAGAUAUACUCAAAAAAUAUAUUUUUGAUCUCAUGACAAAGUUUGAGUUAAGUCAGAAAUUACUCGCUUUUUGUGCGGUCAAUACUAAUUGUAACUUCGGGGGAUCCGCGAGACGCGGAAAAAAUAAAUUGGCUGCGUCUACCGGAAGUACACUUAUUGGCGUAAAUUGUGCUGCUCACAUUGUGAAUAAUUGUGUACAAGCAUCGAUAGAUUGUCUUCCAAUGGACAUUGAAGUCAUUGUCGUAAAAAUAUUUUCAUGCUUUUACAUUUAUACGGUUAGAGUAGAGCAAUUAAAGAAAAUUUGUGAUACUGUUGAUGUUGAAUAUAAAAGAUUGCUGGGAUUUAGUAAAACAAGAUGGCUUACUUUAAAGCCAGCAAUUGAACGAAUUUUAAAACUUUUCAAACCAUUAAAGAAAUACUUUUUAGAACAACCUCAUUGCCCAAACAUUUUAGAAGCAUUCUUUGAAAAUUCCACCUCCGAAAUGUGGCUUUUUUGUACACAUUGCCAAGCAUCUCUUUUCCAUAAUUACAUUACGCAAAUUGAAUCAAAUAAUAUUUGUAUGGUGGAGGUUGCAUUACUAAUAAAAGAACUCAAGCUAAAACUCGCAGAACGCAGAGAUGAAAUUUUUUUACCACUCACGAUGAAGAAAAUAAUUUCAGAGUUUCAGAAAACAGGAUCUGAAAAUAUAAGUGAAAUUAGAGAUAAUGUCCAACAUUUUUAUAUUAAUUGCGUAGAAUAUUUAAAUCAAUGGGAUCAUGCAUUUAAAGAGGUGGAAGUGAUGGAAUGGGUUCUUCUGCGUACGAUGCCAUCUUAGCAUAAUGUUGAAAGAAACUUGAUUUAUAUUUGAGACAAGAGAAGCCAUAUUAAAAUUAAUGACAGCGAAUUAUUUGAUGAGUUCCCAUGUGUUAAAACCAAUAUUACUCCUAACAAAUUGAAGUAAUGGGCGGACGCUGGAAAGCUAGUCGACAGUAAAUGGACUGAAAUAUUCCAGCAUUUUAUAGAAAAUACUAUACCGUAUGAAAAUACUUUAAAAAUUGUAGAAUUUAGUUUGUGUUUACCGAGUUCCAAUGCCCCCACCGAAGGGGUAUUUUCCAUAUUAAACAAUAUAUGGACUGAUGAAAAAUCACAAAUGAAAAUUGAGACUGUUAAAUCAAUUUUAACAACAAGAUGCCAUUAUGAACUUAAUUACUUAGAGUUUAAGGAAUAUUUACAA
Messenger RNA from Anastrepha obliqua, 1884 nucleotides. RefSeq lists its product as uncharacterized. The coding region runs from base 502 to 1485 and encodes 327 amino acids. Lineage: Eukaryota; Metazoa; Arthropoda; Insecta; Diptera; Tephritidae. The transcript has 2 exons. The record is from RefSeq and is a predicted model, not a curated record.